Messenger RNA from Macrobrachium nipponense, 2009 nucleotides. RefSeq names its product alpha-(1,3)-fucosyltransferase C-like. The transcript is spliced from 6 exons. Gene Ontology annotation, molecular function: fucosyltransferase activity. Lineage: Eukaryota; Metazoa; Arthropoda; Malacostraca; Decapoda; Palaemonidae. The coding region runs from base 302 to 1597 and encodes 431 amino acids. The record is from RefSeq and is a predicted model, not a curated record. Gene Ontology annotation, cellular component: membrane.
GUCACGGUAGAAGCACCUGAGUUGGCUUUAUCUUCUCGAGGAAGAUGAACGUUUGAUAUUAUUGGAACAGCGACAGCACUGGGUCUUGGUUUCUUUGUAUAGGACAUCAUAUUCCUCUGCACAUUGGCAGUCGCUGGAGACCUUGCACUGAUGGGGAAAUCAGAACCACAUCGUCGGCGUAACAGAGGUUGUUUAUAGUUGUUUCUGUGACAGUGCAUCCGAUUGGGAGUGAGUUCAGUUUGACAUUCAGAGCAUCUGUGUACGUACUGAACAGCUAUGGUGUAAUUUUACAAGGGAAAUUAUGAGCAAAGCUAAGAAGUUCUUUGUUUUCUUAUUCGUAUGUAUAGUGUGUGGACUGACUCUUCAUCUUUUGCCUCGCAUAAAUCAUAACAUUUUGACUCAGCCCUCGAGUCAUUUUGCUGGACCUCUACUUAAUGCUUCUUUCCCAGACACUGUCCCGGGCCCAUCAGCUCUAUUUCGAGAUGAAACAUUCGCGCCAGUGAUGGAGCUCUUUCGAAAGAAAGCUAUGGGAAAGCUCGUCCCGCAGUUAACAAGAUUCAGGUCGGGCUCUGUGCCCCGGGCAUUGCUGUGGUCACGUCCCUUCAUGGGGAAAGGGUAUUGGGACGCCGCCUUCUCCCAAGUCAGGAAAGAGGAAUGCCCUCUGCCCUGUGAAAUCGUCUACGACGUCAAAGAGAAGAAUACCACGGACGCCAUCCUCAUCUUCCUGAGAGGCGCGAAGGAUUCCCAGACAGUCACGGCGGGCCUGUCUCCCCGCGACCCCCGGCAACCUUGGGUCAUGUUGAACUUCGAAUCGCCGGCUCUUGCGAACAGCGUGCACGGAACCCGAUACGAGAAAUACGACGGCCUCUUCAACCGCACGAUGUUUUACCGCCGGGACUCAGAUGUCGUGUUCAGCCAUGGCUUCGUUAUCUCCAAGGAGGACGCGCACUUCCUCCCCAGGUCGUGGGUCAUCCCUCCGCUGACGGAAGCGGCGAAUUACGCGAGAAAGUUGGCUGUGGCGUUCAUAUCCAACUGCAGAGCUGCGUCGAGGCGUCUGCAGUACGUCAGGAGAGUUCAGAAGUACGCCCAGGUCGACGUCUACGGACGAUGCGGGAAUCUGUCGUGCAGUGGAUCCAUGUACGUCGAGCACAUGUACAACACGACGACGGACCCGUGUCUGAAGGUCGCCGGCGAAGGUUACCUCUUCUACUUCGCCUUCGAGAACAACUUCUGCAGCGAAUACGUCACGGAGAAGGUCUACAAUCUGAUGCACUAUCCCAUCGUUCCCGUGGUUCUAGGUUCGGCGAAUUACUCGUCGGUCCUACCUCCGAAUUCGUACAUCAACGCCAACGAAUAUUCGCCGAAGGAGCUGGCGGAGAGAUUGCUUUACUUGAAGGAUAAUCCUCAGGAAUACGAGCAAUACUUCGAGUGGAAGAAGUAUUAUCAGCCUUCAACGGUCGGUGGAGUGAGAAUCAUGUGCGACUUGUGUUCUCGAUUACACGACCCGGAAUUUUACGAGCACAAAGUAUACGAAGACUUCCACGAUUGGUUCGUCGGGAAGUCUCGCUGUAUGGCUGGGAUGGAGCUACGCCGAUGACACCUGGUGGGUCGCCUGGAGUGCCUGGGUUGAUCACCUUUGUUAACUGAGUCCUCUAUAUAUCUUUGAUUAAUAUAUCGACGUCCCGUAAGUUGUUUCAUAACCUAAAGCUUGAGCUACAACCUAUAAUUGUGUUGGCUUUCUCUAUGGACAAGUCGGUUACAUACUCGUCUACCGAUCUGAGGGUGCAGGUUCGAUUCCCCGCUCUGCCAACACAGGACCAAAGGAAUUUAUUUCUGGCGAUAGGAAUUCAUCUCUGGAUGUGGUUCGCAUCCCUUAAUAAGAUUUAGGUUCCGUUGCUAAGUAACCAAUUGGUUCCUAGCCACGUAAAAUUAUCUAAUCCUUCGGGCUCAACGGUCUGGUGAAACUAAAAUAUACUUGACUUCCAAUGAAGCGACCGUAACUGCAUGAU